Messenger RNA from Dovyalis caffra, 1848 nucleotides. NCBI's taxonomy places the organism in Eukaryota, Viridiplantae, Streptophyta, Magnoliopsida, Malpighiales, Salicaceae. The record is from the annotation of a GenBank genome assembly.
AUGAUCGGCACUUCUCAAGCUUUGAAUGUUUUAAAAGAGAAAUCUGCCGAUCCAAACAUGUUGAAGGAUCAGCCUUCUCUUGCGAUCGAUGGAAAUGCUGUUGAUCCUAGCAAUGCUGCUAUUAGUGCUGGUCCUCUGAGAGUUGAUACUUCGAAUAAUGCGUCUCCUUCCCGGAUGCAGUCAGUCUACCUCGGAGGUUAUGACAAUAUGAUUGGCAGAUCAGGCACAUGUUUUCCAGAUACCAAUGUUGAGUGCUUGGAAAAUGGUUCUCAUGGCAUCUGCAGUGAUACUUCAUCUCAUCUAUUCCAUGGCUACUCUCAAAUGCUACAAAGAUCACAUGCCCCAUUCAUGCCAUCACCGCCUUCUAUUAGUGGUCAUGGCCGGUUUUAUGAUGCACGAGGGCUGCCUAACUCAGAUCCUCGUUAUCACCAGCCCCUUGUUUCACCAAACACUUCAUAUGUUGCCUCACAAAACCUAUUUUGUCAAACUAAAUUGCCAGUCAACAUUGAGCUGCCAGGUGAUGACAACAUAUUGGGGCCUAGGCCUAGUUACAUGCCUCCGUUGGGAUCUUUCGGUGAUGGAAGCAGCUUUUCUCGACACUCUGGUGGUUUGAAAUUAUUGCAGCAAGGGUUUGAAGGAAUUGAAAAUGGUGAAUUGUGGGCAAAUUGGUCAAAAUCCUUAGAUGAGAAGAGUUCAUUGGCCCAUUUUUCUUCACAAGCUGCUUCUCCAAAGCAAAUCAGUUCAGUAGGUUUGUCUGUGAACCAUUGUGGAAUGGUUUCUCAACAAAAAGAAUUGUUUUAUUGGCUUAGAUCUCUUCAGAGUUCCAGCUAUAAAUAUGUUCCUCAAGGGGGAAGGUGCAAUGACUUUUCGUGUAGUUGUACUAUUGCACUUGAUACGCUAAGCGAACGGAAUAGGGGACCUAGGGCAUUCAAGCCUAGGAGUCAGUCAACAGAAAAUGCAUCUGCAGUUGAUAACCACCAGAAGGCAGUUGCUGAUGUUCAUAGCGAGUCUUACAACCAACCGGAUUUUGUUACUGAUUAUAAGGACGCAAAGUUCUUUGUUAUCAAAUCAUACAGUGAAGAUAAUGUCCAUAAGAGUAUAAAGUAUGGCGUUUGGGCAAGCACCCCGAAUGGCAACAAGAAAUUAGAUUCUGCUUAUCGUGAAGCAAAGGAAAAACAUGGGACAUGCCCCAUCUUUCUGUUAUUUUCGGGAACAUUAAAAGCUGAGAACGUGAAUAUGAUCAAUGUUUUGUGUGCCUAUCCUAGGGCAGAUUGUUGGUUUUCACUCUUGAAGUUGAAGCAAAAGAUCCCUGAGGUGAAUGCCAGUGCACAGUUCUGUGGAGUUGCUGAGAUGGUUGGACCUGUGGACUUUGACAAGAAUGUGGAUUUCUGGCAACAGGAUAAGUGGUCUGGGCAGUUCCCUGUGAAGUGGCAUAUUAUUAAAGAUGUCCCCAACAGUCAGUUUCGUCACAUUGUGCUGGAAAACAAUGACAACAAGCCAGUUACUAACAGUAGAGAUACUCAAGGGGUGGAGCUGGAACUGGGUGUUGAGAUGUUAGGCAUAUUUAAAAACUAUGAAAGCCACUCUUCCAUCCUAGAUGAUUUUCAUUUUUAUGAAGAAAGGCAGAAAGUUAUGCAGGUGAGGAAAUCGAGGCCACAAAUAAGCAUGGCUUCUACUCCAGUGGUUGGAGUUGGUGAACAAAAGCCCAUUCCGUAUUCUAAUGACUUGAUAAAGAAAAUGUCAAAGAGCUUUGCUGAAGCUGUUUUGCUGAAGGAGAAUGAAAGAGCGCAUUCUCGCUCACAGCUGCUGCAAGAGAUGAUGGGAGCUGAACCUGAAAAACGAAGCUGA